AUGUCUUCGUCAAUUAUCAUCGACCGCCUGGAACCUUGGAAUCCCGAUCCCGCCACUGCAAAAGACCACCAUGUCGGUUCCCCGCCCACGCAUUUCAAAAAUCCAUGGCCGUCAUAUAAGCACGAUACAAGUAUCUUCGAACUCCUCAAGCUGCGAUUCGGCAAGAAUCCAGAGAAGAACUUUGUGCCCGUGCCCGAGGGACCCAACGGGACGAGAUCCGAGGAACUGGUCAAGGUACUGAAGCCGACCUGGGGACGGGAUCAGAAAGACAAGCUACGGGCGACGUGGAUUGGACAUGCCAGCUGGCUCAUACAGGCACCUGCUGUAGAAGGAAGAGUGAGAGGUGUGAGGGUUUUGUUUGAUCCUGUCUUCAGUCAGAGGACGUCGCCUUUCAGUUUCAUGGGACCGAAGCGAUACACGCCUACACCUUGUCCGAUCGAAGAUCUACCCGACGUCGACAUCAUCUGCAUCUCUCACAACCACUACGAUCAUCUGGACUAUAACGCAGUAUCUACGCUCUACCAACGUCUGAAGGGCAGGCUGCAUUUUUUUGUUCCCUUGGGAGUCAAGAUCUGGUUCUUAGAGCAUGUGGGAUGCGCCGCCGACGAUGUCAGCGAGUGCGACUGGUGGGAAGGCGCCGAGGUAGAAGUGGAAGGUAUCGGCUUUGUGAGAUUGACAUGUUGCCCGACGCAGCACUUCUCUCGCCGUAGUAUUUGGGAUGGAGGAAAGUCACUGUGGUGCUCCUGGGCGCUGGAGACCGAGGGGAUGAAGAAGCUCUAUUUCGCCGGAGACACUGCCUACCAGGCUCACGAAGCUCCGUCGCCAUGUCCUGCGUUCGCGCAGAUUGGCAAACAAAUCGGACCAUUCGAUCUCGCCCUGAUACCUAUUGGCCUAUAUUCGCCACCGAAGGUGUCAGCGGCUGUUCAUGUGCAUCCGGAGCAGUCACUCGAAAUUCAUAAAGCAGUGCAGUCUAAGCUGAGCAUUGGCAUGCACUAUGGUACAGUGAGAGGCGGACUGUCUUCCGUGUUCGAAGAUGUCCGAGAUCCUCCAAGGAGAUGGAGAGAGAUAGCGGAGAAGGAAGGACUCUGGUGCGGAGGAGGCGUGGAGGGCGACGGCAGAUCUGUCGAUGUCAGCAGAGAAGGAGUCGGCUUGUGUCAUGUCGGCGAAACUGUGGCUGUAUGA
Messenger RNA from Lecanosticta acicola, 1182 nucleotides. NCBI's taxonomy places the organism in Eukaryota, Fungi, Ascomycota, Dothideomycetes, Mycosphaerellales, Mycosphaerellaceae. The record is from the annotation of a GenBank genome assembly.